AUGGAGGCUCUUCUCAAUCAGUCCCGCGCGAUGUGUCCGUUCCUCAAGCGCACCUCGCCCUCUGCGUUGCGCUCUCUCUCUACGGCUACUCGUCCCAGUCCUGGUGGUGGAACCAUCUCCAACCUCCAGACGCUCGCUCGUCGCUGUCCGGUCAUGAGCAAGGCGCUCGCUGUCCAGAGCGCUCGUCUUGCCACGACCAAGCGCUUCCCGACUGCGGCACGCCGUGCUUACCACACCACCAAUGGUCAGGGCGCCAGUGUGCAGACGGGCACUUAUCGCAAGAAUGAGCGUGUUCCGCCUGUGACUGCAGACCGUGCGCAGACUGCGCAGCCAGCGGCGUCGACUUUCCCUGGCCCCCGUCCCCAGGCUCCGUCUGUGGCCCGUUUCGACUAUGAGGCUUUCUACGAGAGCGAACUCCAGAAGAAGCAUCAGGACAAGUCUUACCGCUACUUUAACAACAUCAACCGUCUCGCCCGCGAGUUCCCCCGCGCCCAUAUGGCUACUACUGAGGACCGUGUGACGGUCUGGUGCUCCAACGACUACCUGGGCAUGGGUAGCAAUCCGGAAGUCCUCGAGACUAUGCAUCGUACUCUGGAUACCUACGGUGCAGGCGCGGGUGGUACUCGAAAUAUCUCCGGUCACAAUCGCCACGCUGUCGCUCUGGAGAAUACGCUGGCUGAUCUGCAUGGGAAGGAGGCUGCGCUUGUCUUCAGUUCCUGCUACGUCGCCAACGAUGCUACUCUCGCGACCCUGGGCAGCAAGAUGCCCGAUUGUGUCAUCUUGUCGGAUAGUCUGAACCAUGCUUCCAUGAUUCAGGGUAUCCGCCACUCUGGCACCAAGAAGAUGGUCUUCAAGCACAACGAUCUCGAGGAUCUCGAAGCUAAGCUGGCCUCUCUGCCACCACACGUUCCCAAAAUCAUUGCUUUCGAGUCUGUCUAUAGUAUGUGCGGAUCUAUCGCGCCCAUUGAGAAGAUCUGUGAUCUCGCGGACAAGUACGGCGCCAUUACUUUCCUCGAUGAAGUGCAUGCCGUUGGUAUGUACGGUCCUCACGGUGCAGGAGUUGCGGAACAUCUUGAUUACGAUGUUUAUGCAUCCAAGGACACUCCUCAGCCGCAGAGCACAAAGGGCACCGUCAUGGACCGCAUUGACAUUAUCACUGGUACGCUGGGUAAGGCGUAUGGCUGCGUGGGUGGCUACAUUGCUGGUUCUGCCGCCAUGGUGGACACCAUCCGUUCGCUGGCUCCUGGGUUCAUUUUCACUACGUCCCUUCCGCCUGCCACCAUGGCUGGUGCGGAUGCAGCCAUCAAGUACCAGUCGAGAUACCAGCGUGACCGCGUGCUGCAGCAAUUGCACACCCGCGCGGUGAAGGAUGCCCUCAACGCGAUGGACAUCCCCGUCAUCCCCAACCCGUCCCAUAUCGUGCCGGUUCUGGUCGGAGACGCUGAAUUGGCCAAGAAGGCCUCCGACAUGCUGCUCGAGGAGCACGACAUCUACGUGCAGGCGAUCAACUACCCGACUGUCCCUCGCGGUGAGGAACGUCUGCGCAUUACCCCUACCCCCGGACACCUCAAGGGGCACCGCGACCAUCUCGUGCAGGCGCUGAACAGCGUUUGGAAUGAGCUGGGCAUCAAGCGCACCAGCGACUGGAGGGCCCAGGGCGGUUUCGUUGGCGUCGGUGUUGAGGGCGCCGAGGCUCUCAAUGCCCCCAUCUGGGAGAACCACCAGCUGGGUCUCGUUGAGGGUGAGUCCAUUGAGGCGGCAGCGCAGCGCGAGCUGAAUGCUGCGGCCAUGGAGAAGCAGAAGGUCAUCCCUCGCAUGCAGACUGGUGCUCCAGCGCAGCCUGCUGCGAUUGCCUCUGCCGCUGUUGGCGUUGCUGCUGCGUAA
Messenger RNA from Paecilomyces variotii, 1884 nucleotides. Its product is annotated as 5-aminolevulinic acid synthase HemA. Gene Ontology annotation, biological process: heme biosynthetic process. The record is from RefSeq and is a predicted model, not a curated record. The transcript has 2 exons. Gene Ontology annotation, molecular function: 5-aminolevulinate synthase activity; pyridoxal phosphate binding. Gene Ontology annotation, cellular component: mitochondrion. NCBI's taxonomy places the organism in Eukaryota, Fungi, Ascomycota, Eurotiomycetes, Eurotiales, Thermoascaceae. Bases 1 to 1884 code for a protein of 627 amino acids.